GGGACCGCCCUACCCAGGGCCCCCAGCAGCAGCUGGCUGGUGUAGGAGCAGUCCUGGGGGGCCUGUAUGGGGGAGUGCCCUGGUCACCAGACAGCACCCACGCCCCCGGGCCCGAAGGUAAGAAGGUGGGGAGGGGCUACCCCAGAGGGGUCUCGGGCAGGAGGCCUCUUUUUCAAGGUGUCCCUCCUUGGCAGAGGUGCUUGCUCAGAAUUGGGGUCCCUAUUUCUCAGGGCUCUCUGCAACUUGCUCUUCCCAAAGGUGCAAGGGCUGAGAGGCUCUGGGGUUGUCUCCACUUUUGGCCAGGCAGGUCUUGAACCCUCCUCCUGCCUGGGGUGUGUGGAACAGCCCACCAUUGGGUAGUGCGUUCCAGUGGCCUAUGGUGCUCCUUUGAAAGCUGUCUGGAUACCCUCUUGGGAUCAGCAACCACCAGCCCUAGACCCUGUGACUGGCACACACUUAAUACUGGCUUGCUUCCCAUGGAAUUUCAGGACUGGACUCUUUCUGCUUGCCCUGCUUCAACAUGCCCCUUCUUCAACAUGGCCUACAGAAGAUCAUGAGACUGUGGGGUGUGGAGAGCUACUGUGGCAGACCUUCACCUAUCAGCUUCCUUCAAGCUGUUCCGUACCCUUAGCUGCCUGUUGGGAGGGGGUCUGGUGCUCUCCCAACACUAGGGGCUCAGGCUUGAGGCAGAUGCAGCAGUAGUAGCUCUGCUCCCUGCACAGCCCUGGGUUCCACAGGAGACAUACUCUUGGCCCCCUUUCUGAGGCACCUGCUGUGUGUUCAUGGCAGUGACUUCCCAUAGACAGCUUAAUUCACCUGCCUGCCAUCUGCCAGCAUUGGGAAGGGGCAGGCAUGGAGCUGUGGGCAACAGGCAGGGGAUGGACCUCCCAGGAUGACUUUGACACCAAGGUCUGACUCCUGGCAGACAAGGGACCUAAGGGUGUGCUGAAGGGUGUCACAGGCUGCAGGAGAGUCCAGAGUCUGAGUUACCCUUAUGGAUGGGAGCCAUUGGGAAACUCAAGGUCCACGGGCAGAACUGUUGCAGGGACCCAUGAGGGGCAGAGUAGCCAGGCCUGGUGACUGUGGGCAGGAUAGGGUGCUUUUUCACAUUCAUGGGACAGCAUUAAGAGUUUGUCCCCAGUUCCUCUUGUCCACACUACAGUGCUCCAGAGAAUGCCUCCCUAUGUCUUUAAAUAGCUUUGUUGAGAUAGGGCUUUUGCACUAUCAAUUCACCUGUUAUAAAUUUCUGAUUAGUUCCUAACUGUGUGCAGACGUCCUCAUGAGCCAUCCGCAUGAGCCAGUUUGCAGCAUCUUUGCACCCUAAAGAGAUCUCACCUGUUUGCCGUGACCCACAUCCUGGCCCUACAUAGCCACUAACUGCUUCCUGUCCAUAGGUUUGGCUUCUCUAGAAAUUUUACGUGAAAAUCACAAUACGUAGCCUUAUGUGUGCUUCCACUCAGUGUAAAGUUUUCAAGCUUCAUCCAUAUUGCUGCCUGUAUCAGAAUUUCACUUCUUUUUACAAAUUAGUAUUCUAUUGUGAGGCUAGAUUACCUUUGGUUUACCUGUUCACAGACACUUGGUUUGUUUCCACUUGGCUUUUAUGAAAAAUGCUGCUGUGAACAUUCACGUAAAAGUGUUUGCAUGGCCUGUGUUUUCUUUGUCUUGAGUAGAUCCCUGAACCGGAAUUGCUGGGUUUGAUGGUGAGUUUAUGUAGUAUUCUGAGAAAUUGCCACACUACUUUUCCAGCAGCUGUGCCAUUUUUCUAUUCCCAUGGGCAGUGUCGGGAGGAUUUUGUACCCCUGUUCUGGACACUGCAUCUAAUUGUCUUUUUAACUUUAACCAUUCUAAAGCAUGUGCAGUGGUGUCUUACCUGCUUUGAUUUGCAUUUCCCUAAUGGUUAAUGAUGUUGAACAUCUUUUCAUGUUUUUAGUCUACCCAUAUAUGUCUUUUUUAUCCCAUUUAUUUAUAUCCUGAGGAAAAAUGGUGAAGAGUAGAUUUGCUGGGCCCAGACUGUGGCUUUCUGUGCUGCAGCUGUGCAGUGGAUUGCAUUCUCAGUGUCUUGUUGGCAGGCAGUGCUCCGGCAGUGAACUUCACCACACACAUGCAGAUAAACCAGUCAGUUUGAGAUGAGGAGUGUGGAGAUGCCUCAGCAACUAAGCACCACCAUGGGCCCCAACAACCUCCCCAUCCACCUGGAAGGAGCAGCAGCCCAGCCUGGUGGGAGGUGGUCAGACCAGGAACCCCUUAAUGCAGAGGGCUGCACUCCACAUACUGUGUUCUUGCAUCCAGUCUCAAAGCUCAGGGAGGAAGGGUGUGUCAUGUCUUCAGGACGGUGCCUGGUGCAGGCCUCCUGGCCCAGUCCUUAGCCAGAUCCUGGUGCUGCCCCAGGGACCAGGACCCAAGAAGUCUGCCCUACCCCGACAGCCACACACACUCGCCUGGGUCUAUGGCCGCUGUUGGGGAGUGGUCCUGUGUGCGCUGCACCUUCCUGAACCCGGCUGGCCAGCGCCAGUGCUCCAUCUGCGAGGCCCCCCGGCACAAGCCUGACCUGGACCAGAUCCUUCGACUCAGCGUAGAGGAGCAGAAAUGGCCUUGUGCCCGCUGCACAUUCCGGAACUUCUUAGGCAAGGAGGCCUGCGAGGUGUGCGGCUUCACCCCAGAACCCGUGCCUGGGGCCUCCCUCCUACCCAUUAUCAAUGGGGUCCUGCCCAAGCCACCUACUGUCCUGGUGGAACCAAAGGGCAGCUGCAAGGAGGAUGCAGGCCUUGUGCAGACAACUGGGCUAGUGGCUGUGGAGCCAACUGGGGGGCUCCACAAGGAUGUGGAGAAGGAGCAGGAAGACGAGGGGAUGGGGGCAGAGCCAGAAAGUGGCUGGGCCUGCCAGCGCUGCACCCUGCACAACACACCCGUGGCCAGCUCCUGCUCCGUCUGUGGCGGCCCCAGGAAACUGUCACUGCCCCGGAUCCCCCCAGAGGCCCUAGUGGUCCCUGAGGUUGUGGCUCCUGUGGGCUUCCAUGUUGUUCCUGCCCCACCCCAGCCUGUCCUUCCUGGAGGAGGUGCCGAGCCUGACCCUCCCUCCACUAGCCAGGGUCCCACCUCUGCCGAUCAGGAGACCCCCAGAGUACCGCCCUUCAGCCCCUUCUCACCUACCCUGCAGAACAACCCUGUACCCCGAAGCCGCCGAGAGGUUCCUCCCCAGCUUCAGCCACCCGUGCCUGAGGCUGCUCAGCCUUCACCCUCUACCAGCUCCAAAGGGCCUCCCCAGGGCCCAGGCCGCUCUGUAGCUGGGACCUCCCGCCUGGCAGAGCUGCUAUCAGGCAAGAGGUUGAGUGUGCUGGAGGAGGAGGCCCCAGAAAGCAGCCCUGCACACUGUGAGGCCUGCAGCUCUGUGCCAGGCAGCGACAUCAUUGAUCUGGCUGGAGACACAGUGCGCUACACACCCGCCAGCCCCUCCAGCCCUGACUUCACCACCUGGUCAUGUGCCAAGUGCACGCUCAGGAACCCUACAGCAGCCCCCAGGUGCUCAGUGUGUGGCUGUUCCAAGCUGCAUGGCUUCCAGGAGCACAGCGAGCCCCCCACCCACUGCCCUGACUGUGGCUCCGACAAGUCUGGCCCCUGUGGUGGCUGCUGUGGACGAGCCCCUUUAGCACACAAGGCUGCCCACCUCUUACCUGAGCGCCCUGGCCAGUGGGCCUGCCCUGCCUGCACCCUGAUCAACACACCCCGGGCCAAGCACUGUGCAGCCUGCCACACACCGCAACUCCUGGUGACCCAACGCCGGGGAGCCACGCCCCUGAGGCGCAGGGAGAGCGUGCAUGUGGAGAAGCGCCGGCAGACAGAUGAGGGCGAGGCCAAGGCACUCUGGGAGAACAUUGUGGCCUUCUGCAGGGAGAACAGCGUGAACUUUGUGGAUGACAGCUUCCCCCCUGGUCCUGCAUCUGUUGGCUUCCCAGUGGGCGACAGUGUCCAGCAACGUGUGAAGCAGUGGCUGCGGCCCCACGAGAUCAAUUGUUCUGUCUUCAGAGACCAUAGUACUGCGUGGUCAGUCUUUCAUACCCUCCGGCCUUCAGACAUCCUGCAGGGCCUGCUGGGGAACUGCUGGUUCCUGAGUGCACUAGCAGUGCUGGCCGAGCGGCCUGAUCUAGUUGAACGGGUGAUGGUUACACGCAGCCUGUGCGCGGAGGGUGCCUAUCAGGUGCGGCUAUGCAAGGAUGGCACCUGGACGACGGUGCUGGUCGACGACAUGCUGCCCUGUGAUGAGGCUGGCUUCCUCCUCUUCUCGCAGGCACAGCGAAAGCAGCUGUGGGUGGCCCUCAUCGAGAAGGCGCUGGCCAAGCUGCACGGCUCCUACUUUGCCCUCCAAGCAGGGCGUGCUAUCGAAGGCCUGGCCACGCUCACUGGCGCCCCCUGCGAGAGCCUGGCGCUGCAGGUCAGCUCCACUAACCCCCGCGAGGAGCCCGUUGACAAUGACCUCAUCUGGGCCAAAAUGCUGAGUUCUAAGGAGGCUGGGUUCCUCAUGGGCGCCUCUUGUGGCGGAGGCAACAUGAAGGUGGAUGAUGCUGCCUAUGAGAGCCUGGGCCUGCGCCCUCGCCACGCCUACUCCAUCCUGGAUGUGCGUGAUGUCCAGGGCUCCAGGCUCCUGAGGCUCCGGAACCCCUGGGGCCGUUUCUCCUGGAAUGGCAGCUGGUCAGACGAGUGGCCACACUGGCCAGGGCACCUACGGGCUGAGCUUAUGCCACACGGCAGCAGCGAGGGUGUCUUCUGGAUGGAGUACAGCGACUUUAUCAGGUACUUCGACUCUGUGGACAUCUGCAAGGUGCAACCAGAUUGGCAGGAAGUGCGGGUUCAGGGCUGCUUCCCGAGCACAGCUAGUGGGCCGGUGGGCGUAACAGCACUCACAGUGCUGGAGCGUGCCUCACUGGAGUUUGCCCUUUUCCAGGAGGGUAGCAGACGCUCAGAUACAGUGGACAGUCACCUACUGGACCUGUGCAUCCUGGUGUUCCGGGCCACCUUUGGCAGUGGUGGCCGCCUGAGCCUGGGCCGCCUCCUGGCCCACAGUAAACGGGCUGUCAAAAAGUUCGUGAACUGUGACGUCAUGCUGGAGCCCGGCGAGUAUGCCGUGGUGUGCUGUGCCUUCAACCACUGGAGCCCUGCCCCACCAGGGCCCCCCACUACAGUGCAGGGUAACCACUCCAACCAGACCGGAGGCCCACGCCCACCUCUCCCCUGUCAAAGUCCCGCAACCCACCCCUGGGAGGGCUGCCAGCUCCCUCAUUCACACCCUCCCACAGCCUCCAGCCCCUCAUCAGGGGUCCCUCGGGGUGCCCCCGAGCCACCUGGCCAUGUGCUCGCAGUAUACAGCUCCAGGCUAGUCAUGGUGGAGCCAGUGGAGGCACAGCCAACCACACUGGCCGACGCCAUCAUUCUGCUCACCGAGAGCCGGGGCGAGCGUCAUGAGGGCCGCGAGGGCAUGACCUGCUACUACCUGACGCAUGGCUGGGCAGGACUCAUCGUGGUGGUAGAGAACCGGCAUCCCAAGUCCUACUUGCAUGUGCAGUGUGACUGUACCGACAGUUUCAACGUGGUGUCCACACGUGGCAGUCUGCGUACCCAGGACAGUGUACCGCCUCUGCACAGGCAGGUUCUGGUGAUCCUGUCCCAGCUGGAGGGCAAUGCCGGAUUCUCCAUCACUCAUCGCCUUGCGCACCGCAAAGCAGCCCAGGCCCUCCUCAGCGACUGGACAUCCUCUAAGGGCACCCACAGCCCCCCACUCACACCUGAGGUUGCUGGUCUGCACGGGCCCCGGCCGCUGUGACUGCCACACCCUGGAGCAGAGGCUGUGUUCAGACCACCAGCUGUCCCCCCCCCCCAAAAUGCACUUUAUGAGGGAGACCCCGAUGGAGGAUGCUUGAACCAGAAUCUCAGGACCCCACCCAGGGAGCUGCUGGCCAAAGGGACAGCUUCCCCUGGACCCUCCCUCUUCCCCUUCCCCCCAAACUCUCUGAGUACCCUCAGUCCCCUGGCUAGGCCUCCCAGCUGCCAAGCAGAAUACCUCGAGCCAGGUGGGCUGUGUGCCAGCCUCUCUGACCUGCCAGCCUUGGGGACAGUUUCAGGUUGCCAGGGCCAAGUUGGGGCUGCCCUUUUCCAUGAGCCUGGGGGAUCUCUGUUCACAAAACCAAACCUGAAGAUCAGAGGCCAAGACCUCUCCCCACAGUGAAUGCCAGGACUCCCCUUGUGGGGAUCAAAAUCAAUGGCUUUCCCCUCAGUUUGCCCCAAACCCAGCUCCCUGCCCCAAUGAGAUGAGCAGGGUUUCUGGAGCCCUAGCACAUGAUCGAGCAGUGCAUUCCAGGAAGCAGGCACCUGGCGGCCACAGGCCCACACUUGGGGACAAAGGGCCUCAUCCAGCUGCCCCUCCCACGACACUAUGCAACUCCUGGAAUGCCUGCCAGGAUUGAAGCCAUGAUGGGGUGGCAGGCCGGGAGCCAGGCCCAGCCUUUCUGCCUGGAGAGGUGCUUGUCCUCAGCACCCCUGACCUUGGUCAGCUGAGCCAAAGUGCAGCAGAGGCCUGGGCCAGCCACAUCACAGGCAUAAGCAGGGUGCAGGGGCUCUCCAGCCCCCAACUGGUAGACAAGGGAGUUGAGUGCCCACCUGCCUGACAUCCCCCAGCUGCUUGUUGAGGCCAGAGUCCUUGUCUGCCAUGUGGACACCUGAGUCCAGCUUCUUGGGUCCCUACCUGGCUGCCACUGUCCUGCAUCCCCUAGACCCCUGGUGGCCAGCCUGCCCACAGAUCUCACAUCUGUGGGGCUUGCGGUAUUUUUACACCUAGAGAAAAUUCCCUUCUUCCCACUGGGCCUCCUUUUACUCUGAGCUGUGAAUAUUUUUAACCCUGUAAAUACAGCCAGCUCUUCAGACACAGAGACUAUUUUAUCAGCUGUCAAUCCCUUCCCUGUUCCGAUGACUCCAUGGGCGGUUUCCACUCAGGCUCCAAGGACCAAAUAAAAGUGUUUUGUUUUGUAAGGGAGGCUUCUGUCUUUUAUCACCUUCCCGGGAUCCUGUGAGGAGGGCAGGCUCACCCAAGGCCAGCAGGUGGGGUCUCCCUAGUAGAGCUGUGCUGAGGGACCCCAGGCCACUGAGGUGACUGGGCACACACUCCUGCCCAAGAUCAACCCCAGAUGAG
This is a messenger RNA of Castor canadensis (American beaver), 7177 nucleotides long. The record is from RefSeq and is a predicted model, not a curated record. Lineage: Eukaryota; Metazoa; Chordata; Mammalia; Rodentia; Castoridae.